AUGGAUCGAUAUGUGUCAAAGAAAAGGCCGCGGCCCAUUUCACCCUCUCACCCACAGCCGCCUCCAAACCUCGGAGAUACCACGGGUUUCGAGGAAGACUCAACCGACGUGAAAUUAGCCCAGCUCAUGUCACUUUUUCCGGAGAUUACUCAGGAAACUCUUAUUGAUGUUUUGGUUUCAUGUGGAGGAUCCGUCAAAUCUGCCUCGUCUACAAUAGCAGCGCAAUUCUCGGCCCACCUCCCUAAGAAAAGGACCGUUCUUGGAGGCACGGCGAUUCAAUCGUCCCUAUCAUCACAUGUGCUCUCCCCUGGAAAAGGACCGACCGCACCAAAAACUCCUCGUACCAAGAAAGGGCAGACCUUGCAUCUCUUCUCCCCUGAAGAUAUUGCCACUGAAACUCCGUGUACGCUGAUCCACAACUUUCUGCCGGCAGAGCAGGCAAAUGCACUUCUUUUGGAACUCCUAGAUGAAUCCAAGCACUUCUCCAGGUACAAAUUUCAACUGUUCGAGCGGACUGUGGAGAGUCCCCACUCAGCCAGUGUAUAUGUAUCUACGCCUGAGGAGUAUAAGCAACACACAUCGGAAUACACAUAUGGCGGCACCUAUCGCUCCAAUGUGCGGCAGAUCACUCCGCACAUGCGCGUAGUUUCUGCCAAAGUCCAACGUGCCGUGAAUCAAGCGGUCCAAAACCGGAUCCGAGACUUUUACCCGGAUAGUCAAAAGCUCAAAUAUCAGUCUCCCAAAGAAUGGCAGCCUAAUGCGGCAUUUGUGAAUUGCUACGAUGGUCCGGCGGAGAGUGUUGGGUACCACUCCGACGAGCUAACCUACCUCGGUCCUCGGGCUAUCAUUGGAAGUCUCAGCCUGGGUGUAGAACGUGAAUUCCGUGUCCGAAGGAUUGUGCCCUACGAUCAAGAAGAUGACAAAGAUCAAGACCCUCCGACGUCGGGCUCGGAAUUCAUUUCCGAGUCAAAACGAUCCCAGAAAGCUGCGGAUGCUCGAGCAGACGCGCAGGGCCAGAUUUCGAUCCACCUGCCCCACAACUCUCUUCUUGUCAUGCAUGCUGAGAUGCAGGAGGAAUGGAAGCACGCCAUUGCCCCGGCACAGACCAUCUCACCACACCCGCUAUCGGGGAAUCGCCGUAUCAACAUCACCUAUCGGUGGUAUCGCGAAUCGUUGCAUCCGCGAAACACGCCUCGGUGUCACUGUGGCCAGCAUGCCAUCUUGCGGUGUGCUCAGCGCAAGCGCGCGUCAAAAGGCAGGUAUAUGUGGAUGUGUUACGCCGGGUUUGCUCCUGGGAAGAAAUCUUGCGGCUUCUUCCAGUGGGCGGAAUUUGAUGAUGAUGGAGAACCUAUUUGGGGAAAGGGAGAGGCGAAGGAUAAUGCACCGUUAUUGAGAAACUUCGUAGGCGACGAAAAACUUUGCGACAAGCCUUAA
Molecule: messenger RNA, 1434 nt
Organism: Aspergillus melleus
Lineage: Eukaryota; Fungi; Ascomycota; Eurotiomycetes; Eurotiales; Aspergillaceae
Product: putative CUE domain protein
Exons: 1
Coding region: 1-1434 (477 amino acids)
Biological process (GO): DNA alkylation repair; DNA repair
Cellular component (GO): nucleus
Molecular function (GO): dioxygenase activity; ubiquitin binding; zinc ion binding
Source: RefSeq, a predicted model, not a curated record